AUGCUUCCAGUCACUCCAGGCUCUCUUAAGAUUGAUGGUCAACGCCAGCAAGGCGAAAACGUUCGCGUUCAGAACGUUCGUGCUGCCAUGGCUGUUGCUAACGUCGUUCGCUCCUCAUUAGGCCCAAUCGGUCUCGACAAGAUGCUUGUCGAUGAUAUUGGUGAAGUCACAAUCACAAACGAUGGUGCUACCAUUCUCAACCACCUUGAUGUUCAGCAUCCAGCUGGCAAAGUUCUCAUCCAACUUUCUGAACUUCAAGAUCGUGAAGUCGGUGAUGGCACAACAACAGUUGUUCUUCUUGCUGCCGAACUCUUACGUCUUGGCCAAGAUUUAAUCAACAAGAAAGUCCACGCAAACACAAUUAUUACUGGCUAUCGUGCCGCCGCUAAGAAGGCAAUCGCUUUCCUCAAGAAGAGCUGCGCAGUCUCCAAUGACAACCUUGAUCGCGAAAUUCUCUUGAAAGUCGCUAAGACAUCCAUGAACUCAAAGAUUCUCAACGCUUACUCCGAUUUCUUCGGCAACAUGGUUGUUGACGCAUGCCUUGCUGUCAAGACACCAGCUGGCAAGUGCCCAACAAACCGUGUCAACAUCGUAAAGUCCCUCGGCAAAUCCCUCCCAGAAUCCACAAUCGUUACAGCCGGCGUCGCUCUCAACGCAACACGCGCUACAGAAGCAUUCCCACGCCGCCUUGAGAAGGUCAAAGUCGCCGUCUUAGAUUUCGGUCUCCAGAGAACACGUCUUCCAAUGGGCAUCCAGUUCCGCCUCCACGACGCCUCCAAGCUCGAAGCCAUCCAGCAGGAGGAAGUCAACGCCGCAGAACGCGCUGUUCAGGCAAUUCUCAAGGCCGGAGCAAAUGUCAUUGUUACAUCAAAGACAAUCGAUGAGGCAUCACUCAAGCCACUCGUCAAGGCCGGUGCCAUCGGUAUUCGCCACGUUUCCGAUGCAGAAAUUGCUCAUCUUGCCAGAUCUACAGGUGCUACCGUUGUUUCACAGCUCAUCAGCGAAGAUGGUGGCGAAACAUUCGAUCCAGCAUGGCUCGGUGAAGCAGAACUCAUCGAACAGGUUCCAGUCGGGGACAACCAGAUGACAAUCUUCAGAGGAUGCGCCAAGGAGAACUCUGCUUCUAUUGUCCUCCGCGGUCCAAACACAUUCACACUCGAAGAAGCCAACCGUUCUCUUCGCGAUGCCUUAUUCGCCGUCAAGAGAGUCAUCGAGUCAAAGCACAUCGUUGCUGGCGGUGGCGCUGUCGAAGCUGCCCUUUCUGUCUACCUCUCACAGAUUGCCAAGGACUACGAAGGCAAGGAACAGGUCGCCAUGCUCAAGUUUGGCGAAGCACUCCUUGUCAUUCCAAAGAUCCUCGCAAACAACGCUGCACUCGAUUCAAUCGACUUGGUCGCCAAACUCCGCGCUGUUCACUACGACGCACAGCAGAAGGGAGAGAAGUGCUUCGCUGCACUCGACUUAGUCAACGGAAAGAUCCGCGACGGAAUGAAGGACGGCGUCAUCGAACCAGGUAUGUCUAAGGUAAAGUCAAUCCAGUUCGCUACAGAAGCCGCCAUCACAAUUCUCAGAAUCGAUGACCUCAUCAAGGUUACACCUGAGAAGAAGCCAGAUAGAAACGAAGAAGAGUAA
This is a messenger RNA of Trichomonas vaginalis G3, 1632 nucleotides long. RefSeq names its product chaperonin subunit alpha1 CCTalpha. The record is from RefSeq and is a predicted model, not a curated record. Gene Ontology annotation, biological process: protein folding. Gene Ontology annotation, molecular function: ATP hydrolysis activity; ATP-dependent protein folding chaperone; ATP binding. NCBI's taxonomy places the organism in Eukaryota, Parabasalia, Trichomonadida, Trichomonadidae. The transcript has a single exon. Bases 1 to 1632 code for a protein of 543 amino acids. Gene Ontology annotation, cellular component: chaperonin-containing T-complex.